ACCCACAUGCCACUGGGCCACGGCCACGGCGCCUGAGUGUAAUCUGACAGCGGACGGGAGUAACACCGACGUCAGUGCCUACAUUGGCGCCAGUCAUUCGAUCUCAGUCCGAUUAUCAGCAGUAAGUUGUACGCGUUAAGGUGGAAGAGUUUGGACCUAAUUUAAAUGGCACUGGAGAUAACGAGAAAGGAAUUCUACCCCUAGUGGGCGUCUAGCAAGUACUUUGUCGCCGCCUUCAGGCUGGCCGGAUUUGAUGUCCUGGAGGACAGUGUACGGGUGGAGAAUGCUUGUGGUGGCGGUGCUGGAUUCAUGAGCGAGACACUACGUGUUCAGGGACUGACCCAGCACGGAGCUGUGGCCAGCCUCAUAGUGAAGGCGCCGCUGUCUGAUGGCGGGGGCGGAGGAGGAAGGCUCGGUUCUGCGGGUCUGUUCCGGCGAGAGCGGGCGGUGUACUCUCGGACGCUGCCUGCUGCGGAGGCGGCGCUGAAGGCGGUCGAGGGAGGGGCGUGGCGGCCGCUAGGGCCCGCCUCCUGGGGCGUGUGCGGAGGCGGCUGUAUACUGCUGCAGGACGUGGCGGCCGCGGGCUUCCGCAAGGCGCCCAGCGCCGCCUCCGCCCGCGGGUUGGAUUUGGCGCACUCCCUGGCUGCGCUGCGCGGGCUGGCGCGCCUCCACGCCGCCUCCACUGCAACUGCGCUCCGUGACGCCCAGGUGGAGCCGCUGCUGCGAGAGUCCGUCACCUUCGGCCCCAGCCAGGCCCCUUUGCUGCAGUCACAGGCCAGGACAGUCCUCCUGAAGAUGGCCGACGUGCUGAACCGCUACCCUUGGUUCUGGAGGUACCGAAACAAGUUUCUGCAACUGGCAGACACCUUGCUGCCUAGAGCAACACACGCUGUUGCCAGCUGUAAUGAGAAGCUCACUGUCAUGGUGCAUGGGGACUUCCAGAAGAACAACAUGAUGUUCCGGUGUUUGAAGGAUGAGCUUGAAGUCAUUUUCUACGAUUUUCAGGGAGCCCACAUCGGGUCCCCAGCGGAGGACCUGCAGUACUUUCUGCACUCGAGCACCAGCCUGGAGGUGCUGCAGCAGCACACAGACCUGCUCCUGUCUGAAUACCACAGCACCCUGCAGCACACACUGCGGGCCCUGGGGCUGCAGCAGCAGGCGGACGCCUACCCACUGGAGCAGCUGAUGAGAGAGAUGGAGCAGCUGGCACCAGUAGGAGUCUUCUGCACCUACAACCUGCUGCCUGUCAUGCUGAACCUAGCGGCAGUCGAUUUCGACCUCGAUACAUCGUCACCUAGCUAUGCAGCUAACGCAGAGAAGCUGUUACAGAAAUGCUUCACAAACCCUGAAUAUUUGGCAUUUGCUCUAUAUUUGACACCACUUUUUGAUAAGAGUGGUCUUCUUGAAAGUUAUUAGACUUCUAAUUGACAUUCUGUUCAGGAUGAAUUUGAAGUAUGCUGAAGUAUUAAUACCUUCCUAAUAAUAAGUUCUAUGUGAAGACUGUUGAUGCCAGGUGGAGAGCAAUGAAUGCUGCAAUGCCUAUUAGCAUACUUUAAGUAAUAAAUCUACCAAGAUAUUUUGCUCGCUUAUUUCACUUCCAUUUACACACUUCUUUUCUGUGUAUAAUGCGUAUCUUUUAGCUGUAAUAUUUUACGAAACUUCUACAUUUUUAAUGUGGAUAUUAACUUCUCGUAAGUGGUAUGUAUGUCAGCUCAUUAUGUGUAUGUUUUAGAUCUUGAUGUUUGUCAUGCAAUAUAUUUUGUAGUACACCCGA
Molecule: messenger RNA, 1774 nt
Organism: Schistocerca gregaria
Lineage: Eukaryota; Metazoa; Arthropoda; Insecta; Orthoptera; Acrididae
Exons: 3
Coding region: 310-1416 (368 amino acids)
Source: RefSeq, a predicted model, not a curated record